Messenger RNA from Cantharellus anzutake, 567 nucleotides. RefSeq lists its product as uncharacterized. The transcript has 2 exons. Lineage: Eukaryota; Fungi; Basidiomycota; Agaricomycetes; Cantharellales; Hydnaceae. The coding region runs from base 1 to 567 and encodes 188 amino acids. The record is from RefSeq and is a predicted model, not a curated record.
AUGCCGUGGCCGCCACACACCCUUGAGCAAUUUGGCACGGUGGCUCGGGGUGACGUCGAUGAGAGCGAGUACUACGGUCCCUAUAAUGGCCUCUUGGGUGAACUGUUUCCUGGUCGCUCUCAUUUCAUGGUGGUGCCACAGUACAAACGCCCUCGAUUUCCGCAAUUCGUAGACUUCACGACCAUCUUUAUCGUGCAACACAAUAAGCAUCCGGUAUUUUUCAUCGAGAUCAAGCCUUCCUCGCAUGUGGAUACCAUUGCAAAUCGUGCCGCCGCCGAUGAUCAGAUGAGGGAACGAUUCGAAUCAUUCGCUGAACAAGUUAGCAUAGAUACUUUAUACGGGAUCAGUGCGCUCGGGUCCCGUGUUUGCGUAUACUCGUACGAUCGUGCAACUCGGCGGAUAGUCCCCGCAGCUAUUGAAAAAGACGCAAGCAGGGUGAAUGACAGGGCCCCCGCGAAGUGGUGGGGAUUAGACAUACUCGAGGAUGAUGGCGAAGCACACCUCCGCCAAGUGACUACACAUGUGCACCAGAUGUGCUCCACAUUGCAAACCCAUGGCCAAGACUAG